Molecule: messenger RNA, 2219 nt
Organism: Gossypium raimondii (Peruvian cotton)
Lineage: Eukaryota; Viridiplantae; Streptophyta; Magnoliopsida; Malvales; Malvaceae
Product: ABC transporter G family member 9
Exons: 4
Coding region: 109-1992 (627 amino acids)
Cellular component (GO): membrane
Molecular function (GO): ATP hydrolysis activity; ABC-type transporter activity; ATP binding
Source: RefSeq, a predicted model, not a curated record
AACUAAUUACUUAAAACAGAUAAGACUUGACAAUUUAUAAAUAUUUAAAUUCCAAGUUAAAGAGAAAGAGAGGAAACCAGAAGUUUCUUUUUGCAGGGAUUAGUAAGAAUGGCGAAAGAGUUGGAUGUUGAAGCUGCAAAUAAGUCAGAAGAUAACAUGAAACCAACAGCUAUCUUCAAGAGUACAAAUGAAUCUGUUGUUUUAAAGUUUGUUGAUGUUGUUUAUUCAAUCAAGUUUGGGAAAUCGGGUCAUUAUUUUCAAAAGAAAUCAGGUUCUGGAGAGAAAGUGAUCUUAAAUGGGAUUACUGGGGUGGUUGAACCAGGAGAAAUGUUAGCCAUGCUUGGUCCAUCUGGCAGUGGCAAAACAACACUAUUGACUGCAUUAGGGGGUCGCCUAGGUGGUUGCCUCAGUGGAACCGUAACUUACAAUGGCAAGCCUUUCUCCAAUUCAGUGAAACGAAACACAGGGUUUGUGACUCAAGAUGAUGUUCUAUACCCUCACUUGACCGUCACCGAAACGCUCGUUUUUACCGCUCUGCUUCGAUUGCCGAAUAGUUUUAGUAAACAAGAGAAGAUCAUGCAUGCUGAAGCUGUCAUCAAUGAACUUGGACUAGUUGACUGCAAGAAUAGCAUCAUUGGGGACCCAUUUACCAGAGGAGUUUCGGGUGGGGAGCGAAAAAGGGUUAGUAUAGGUCAAGAAAUGCUUAUAAACCCAAGCUUGUUAUUCUUAGACGAGCCUACAUCGGGUCUGGAUUCAACUACGGCGCAAAGGCUGGUGUCGACGUUGUCGGAGUUUGCUAAAGGUGGAAGAACAAUUGUGCUGACAAUACACCAGCCAUCAAGUAGACUGUUUUACAUGUUUGAUAAGGUUUUACUGCUAUCAGAGGGUAACCCUUUGUAUUUUGGACGAGGAUCGGCUACUAUGGAUUAUUUUUCGAGUAUCGGAUAUGCCCCAUCAGUUGCCAUGAACCCUUCAGAUUUCCUAUUGGACCUUUCAAAUGGUAUUACAUCAUCAAAUGAGUCACCAAAGGAACAAACCCUGGUGAAGACAACACUAGUUUCAGCAUACAAGAGCAACAUUGGUGAGAAACUAAGGGAAGAGCUCAAGGAUAACAGCAAGCACCAUCAUGAUCAAAUGGAAAGCAAGACAUUUGAAAGGUGGCCUACAACAUGGUGGCAACAGUUCACCGUAUUGCUUCAAAGGGGACUUAAGGAAAGGAAACAUGAAUCAUUCUCCGUAUUCAACACUGUUGAGGUCCUUGUUGUAGCUGUCCUAUUAGGACUAUUAUGGUGGCAAUCUGAUGUAGCUCACUUGCAGGACCAGAUUGGAUUCCUCUUCUUUAUUUUAGGAUUCUGGGGUUUGUUCCCUCUAUACCAAGCAAUUUUCACCUUCCCUCAAGAACGUUUAAUGCUCGAAAAAGAACGGUCUGCGGGCUUGUAUAGGCUAUCUUCAUAUUUCAUGUCAAGAAUCAUAUCUGAUCUCCCCAUGGAGCUUACACUUCCCAUUGUUUUCAUCACAAUAUCAUAUUGGAUGGCAGGGCUUAAACCCACAGCAGGGAGUUUCCUAUACACCCUAUUUGCACUUAUUUUAUGUGUCUUAGGCUCUCAAGGCAUAGGGUUAGCCAUUGGUGCCUUAGUGAUGAACACGAAAUCGGCAGCCACUCUCGGUUCUAUCAUCAUGCUCACGUUCUUACUCGCCAGCGGCUACUAUAUUCAACAAUUUCCGGGUUUCAUGUCAUGGAUCAAAUACAUUGCACUUACCCAUUACGCAUACAAACUCUUGUUGGGGUCUCAAUACCAGCCACAUGAUACUUACCCUUGUAAUGAACCUGGGAAGGUUUGCUUAGUAGGAGAUUUCCAACCUAUAAAAACUGUGGGGCUAGAUGGUCAACUCAUCUCAGCUGUUGCCCUGAUUCUAAUGGUUUUGAUCUACAGACUAGUUGCUUAUUUGGCCCUCAUGAGAAUUGGUGUGACCCAAAAAUUGGCCAAGUAGCUGAAUCUUAAUCCAUUAUUUGCAUAAAACCAAAGAGUGGUAUCAAUUAAAUUAUAGAUGCCAUUGUCUUCCAUUCUUUUCUUCUUCUUUUUUUCAUUUUAGUGGCUUGUAUAUUAUAUGUAUUUGAUUAGAGAUAGAGAGAAUAGUGUACCAAAAUAAAUCAAUUAUGACAUUAUUUGUAUUUUAUAUAUUCUUUUUCAAUUAAGGUAAUGAUCCUUUUCCACUUA